Molecule: messenger RNA, 2635 nt
Organism: Nerophis lumbriciformis (worm pipefish)
Lineage: Eukaryota; Metazoa; Chordata; Actinopteri; Syngnathiformes; Syngnathidae
Gene: rcor3
Product: REST corepressor 3
Biological process (GO): negative regulation of DNA-templated transcription; regulation of transcription by RNA polymerase II
Cellular component (GO): transcription regulator complex; histone deacetylase complex
Molecular function (GO): transcription corepressor activity
Source: RefSeq, a predicted model, not a curated record
AGUUUUAUAUCUUCAUCUUUGACUUCAUGUACUUAGUGUGUGUAUUUAUGUACAGACAUACAUAGCCAAGUCAUGGUAAGACAAAUGGAAUACAGAGAUGGUAGACAGUAUUACAAAGUAUACAAAUACAUAUGUAUAUAAGUGUGUACAUGCGCAUGCGCACAGGGAGAAAAUACAAGUCAAAUCAAAACAUCAUGUUGCUUGUUAUUGUGGGAUCGUGCUGGCGGAAGGAUCUACUUUCCAGCUUUGUGGCAUCACUGCAGGAGAAUAACAAUCCGCGUUGGUUAGGUCCUCGUCCUUCGUGAGUGUGUGUAAGUGAGUGUGUACUUUGUGUUGCCACAACAAGUGUCCGUCAGUAAACAACAACAUGCGCGGCGUGUAAGGUCCGCCGCGGCGCACAUUGACGGCAACAGCAGACACCCGAAGCGAGGAAGGCGACACCAUCUUCCGCCGACAUGCCGGGAAUGAUGGAUAAAGGUUCGGAAUAUUUGGGCAAAGCUCGUUCUAACGGCACCAAGAGUCCGUCCAACGCCUCCAACGGACAUUUGACGGACGACAGCGGCAGUGACGACGACCACGAUGUUGGAAUGAGAGUCGGAGCAGAUUACCAAGCACACAUCCCCGACUUUGAUGCUGGAUGCAGCAAGUAUUGGGAGAAGGACAACGGGGGGAUGCUGGUGUGGUCGCCACAUCACAACAUCGAGGACACCAAGCUGGAUGAGUACAUGGCACUGGCCAAGGAGAAACAUGGAUACAACGUUGAACAGGCCCUGGGCAUGCUGUUCUGGCACAAACACAACAUCGAGAAGUCUUUAGCGGAUCUUCCCAACUUCACGCCGUUUCCUGACGAGUGGACGGUGGAGGACAAAGUUCUUUUUGAGCAGGCCUUCAGUUUCCACGGCAAGAGUUUCCACCGCAUCCAACAGAUGCUGCCAGACAAGUCCAUCUCCAGUCUGGUCAAGUACUACUACUCCUGGAAGAAGACCCGCUCCAGAACCAGUCUGAUGGACCGACAAGCUCGCAAGCUGGCCAGCAGAAGUAACCCGGGGGACAGUGAGGAGGAGAUGGAGGAGACUCAUGUCAUAGAAACCAACGACAGCGACUACGACCCCAACAAGGAAGCCAAGAAAGAGGUCAGUGGUUGCCAUGGUGAUCCUUCCUUCUGCUCAAAACGGCCUUCAUCUCCUCAGCCCAACCAGGCCGAGCCGUCCACGCCGGCGUCCAAGUUGGCUUUGGGUCGGCGGGAGCACCAGACGCUGCAGCAUCGCCACCAUCAGCGCUCCCGGUGCCGCCCUCCCAAAGGCAUGUACCUGACCCAGGACGACGUGGUGGCCGUGUCCUGUAGCGCCGCCGCCGCCAACGCCCUCCUGCGCCAGCUGGACAUGGAGCUGGUGUCCCUCAAGAGGCAGGUCCAGAACGCCAAGCAGAUGAACAGCGGACUCAAGCAGGUCUUGGAGGUCGGCAUCAACCACCUGCGCCUGCCUGAGUGCACUCAGAAGGUCAACGCUCGCUGGACCACUGAUGAGCAGCUACUGGCCGUGCAAGGAGUGCGCAAGUACGGCAAGGACUUCCAGGCCAUCGCCGACGUCAUCGGGAACAAGACGCUCGGACAGGUCAAGAAUUUCUUCGUCAACUACCGGCGGCGUUUCAACCUGGAGGAGGUGCUUCAGGAGUGGGAGGCGGAGCAAGGGACCAAUGGGGACGGUGCCGUCUCGGGGGAGGAGGGAAAGAACCUGUCUGCCACACCUUCAGGGAAGAGCACCGACGAGGAAGAUGAAGAGGCUCAAGUCAGCUCAGGUGCGUCACCUGGCUCAUCGUCCUCUCAGGCAGCGGUGGCAUCAAGCCCCGCCUCCGCCCUCCAUCAGCCCCCGCCCCUCCUGCGCCCCUCCCUGCCAGCCACGCCCUCUUUGCAUCGCCAGCCGCCGCCUCUUCAACAGCAAGCUCGCUUCCUGCAGCCCCGCCCCUCCCUGCAGCAGCCUCCGCCUCUCAUCCGUCCGACCAAUCCCCCGCCCCCACGUCUAAACCCCCGCCCUUCCGUGUCCACGCCCCUCGCCGCUAGUGCAGGGGCGACGAGUGCAAGCGGCGCUCAGCAGCCCGCCAUUGUGGCGGCCAACCAAUCAGACUCCUCCUCCCUCCACUGACCAACCAAUAAGACUCUUCCUCCCUCCACUGACCAACCAGGACCAGCUGGUCAACAACAGUCAAGACAAAUGUAGAUCAUGUACAGGAAGCUAUGUGCUGGGGUAGGCUCCAGCAUUCAUUUUUCUUUUUCUCUGUAUUCAUUCAAUCAAUCAUGUACAUCGUGAUCAAUAAGUUUGGUAUAGAAAUACAAACUGAUGAUUUACAUGCUAAUCAAUAAGUUUGUACGUGCUAAUCAAUAAGUUUGGUAUAGAAAUACAAACUGGGGAUUAAUGUGCUAAUCAAUAAGUUUGGUAUUGAAAUACAAAUUGAUGAUUUACGUGCUAAUCAAUAAGUUUGUUUUAGAAAUACAAAUUGAUGAUUUACAUGCUAAUCAAUAAGUUUAGUAUUGAAAUACAAACUGAUGAUUUACAUGCUAAUCAAUAAGUUUGAUACCACUAGCUGAAGGUUGAAGUGUUUAUUGAAAGGUUUGUGUUGUUAAAACAAGAACUUUAAG